Messenger RNA from Pogonomyrmex barbatus (red harvester ant), 1101 nucleotides. RefSeq names its product small nuclear ribonucleoprotein polypeptide A'-like U2A (gene U2A). Gene Ontology annotation, cellular component: U2 snRNP. Lineage: Eukaryota; Metazoa; Arthropoda; Insecta; Hymenoptera; Formicidae. Gene Ontology annotation, molecular function: U2 snRNA binding; protein binding. Gene Ontology annotation, biological process: mRNA splicing, via spliceosome. The record is from RefSeq and is a predicted model, not a curated record.
CGUUGCUAGCGUUUUAACCUCAUUUUCGAACCGGUAGAAAUAUUAUUGCUUGAAAGAGGUACAUCAAAGAACGAUUUGGGACGAGCGUGGUACGUGUCCGGACGCAUCAUUCGAAGUGUUUGAAAGGAAAUUGUUAUAAAAGCGAGAGCAAUUCGAACAAUAAUCCGUUCACGAUGGUGAAGCUAACGCCGGAACUGAUAGAGCAGUCGAUGCAAUACAUCAAUCCUGUGCGGGAUCGCGAAUUGGAUCUCCGAGGAUAUAAAAUACCCACCAUUGAGAAUCUGGGCGCGACUUUGGAUCAAUUUGACACGAUAGAUUUUUCGGAUAAUGACAUACGUAAGCUGGAUGGUUUUCCGCUCUUGAAAAGAAUAAAGACUCUAUUCUUCAAUAACAAUCGAAUUGUCAGAAUCGGCGAAGGUUUAGAAUCCUGUAUACCAAACUUGCAAACUCUGAUGUUAACUGGCAACAUGAUACAAGAACUGGGUGAUUUGGAGCCUCUGAUACCAUUGAAGAAUCUUACGAACUUAUGCCUACUCCAAAACCCAGUAUCCGCUAAACCACAGUAUAGGCAGUACGUCGUCUACAGAUUUCCACAGCUUAGACUGCUUGAUUUUCGGAAAAUUAAACAGGCUGAACGUGAAGCAGCGACAGAAUACUUCAGAAGCAAGCGUGGCAAAGAAAUGGCGCGCGAAAUAGCUAAAAAGGUGAAGGCACAGACGUCUGGUACAUCUGUGGACAAGCCUCUGACUACUCCCGAAGAACGUAAUAAAAUUCGAGAGGCCAUUACAAAUGCAUCCUCUUUGGAAGAAGUACAGAGGCUUAGUAAACUGCUACAAGCUGGUCAUAUACCUGGCGAGGAACGAUUGCAGAAUGGUAGCGGAGCUGCAGAACCUAUGGAAGAGGAUGAUGAUUAAGUUUUAAUUUAAAUCCAUAACAAAACUUCUUAUUGUAAGUAUGCAGCUUAAUGGAAUAGGAGUGAUAAUAUAGAUUGGGCUGAUAAGAAGUUGUAUACUACACAGAAAUGAUCUUUAGACUAAGGUUUACUCUAAUCAGAUAUUACUUUUUUGUAAAAUAAAAUGAUACUAUGAGACUUGCCUUGAA